AUGGCUGCAUCAUUAGCCAAUGAGAAAUCGAAUUUUCCUAGAACCGCAACAUCGUUUCGCAACUUUGUUUCACGAAAUCUUGAUUCUCAGUUUCCAGCAGAAUCAGGACGAUACCAUCUUUACAUUUCCUAUGCUUGUCCAUGGGCUUGUAGAUGUCUGGCAAUCUUGAAACUCAAAGGACUGGACAAAGCAAUAAGCUUUUCGUCUGUUCAACCACUUUGGAGAAAAACCAAAGAAAACGAUGAGCAUAUGGGAUGGGUUUUUCCAGAUUCAAAUACAGAGGUUCUUGGAGCUGAGCCAGACCAUAUCAAUGGUGCGAAAAGCGUAAGAGAACUUUAUGAUAUCGCUAGCUCGAACUACACGGGCAAAUACACUGUUCCUGUUCUUUGGGAUAAGAAGCUUAUGACUAUAGUUAACAAUGAGAGCUCUGAGAUACUCCGAAUGUUUAAUACCGAGUUCAAUCAUAUUGCGGAAACCCCUUCUCUUGAUCUUUAUCCUCCAAAUCUCCGAUCCAUAAUCGAUGAGACUAACGAAUGGAUUCACGAUGGGAUAAAUAACGGUGUUUAUAAAUGCGGUUUCGCUACAAACCAAGAAGCCUAUGAUGUGGCAAUGAAGCAACUGUUUGAAGCAUUGGACAAAUGCGAAGAAAUACUUGGAAAACAACGGUUUCUCUGCGGAAAUAAUCUAACCGAACCAGAUAUCCGAUUAUUCGUCACUCUCAUAAGAUUUGACGAGGCUUACACAGUGAUCUUCAAAUGCGAUAAAAGACUCAUACGAGAGUAUUCAAACCUGUUUAACUACACAAACGAUAUCUACCAAAUCGCGGGAUUGAGCAGUACAGUGAAGAUGGAUCAUAUAAAGCAAAAUUAUUUCGGAAGCUUUCCUUCCAUUAACCCUCUUGGGAUUAUAGCUCAUGGACCAAACAUUGAUUACUCUUUGCCUCAUAAUCGACAUAGAUUCUCUUCAUAA
Arabis nemorensis is the source of this 969-nucleotide messenger RNA. NCBI's taxonomy places the organism in Eukaryota, Viridiplantae, Streptophyta, Magnoliopsida, Brassicales, Brassicaceae. The record is from the annotation of a GenBank genome assembly.